GAGUGACGCUGUGACAAGUGAUUUGACAGUUUUGCAACCGGCUCGACCUUAACCUCAAAUCUGAGGGCUCUUUUGGCUAUAUUUUCCAUCGCUGGGACGGGAUUGCGGAAAAGAUGAGUGAUUAUCCGACCAAGGAAGAGCGGAAAGUGUGCUGGGGCAGCAAGGAUCGAUACUGGGAGUGCCUGGACAAGUAUGCACCCGGACACAACUCCACCAGUGACGAUCCUGAGCCUCAGGCGUGCAUUGAGCUGAGGAAGUUGUACGUGAAGAGCUGCCCGGCUCAGUGGGUGGUGCACUUCGACCGGAAGAGGACCUACGAGAAGUUCAAGAGGCGCAUGGAGAAGGGCUACGAACCACUGGACAAUCCAUCGGUGAAAGGAUAGUGAAACAUAGGCCAAAAUUCUGUACAGACAUUUGAAUCAUAGAAUAAAUUAUAAGUAACACG
Phlebotomus argentipes is the source of this 445-nucleotide messenger RNA. Its product is annotated as cytochrome c oxidase assembly factor 6 homolog. The record is from RefSeq and is a predicted model, not a curated record. The transcript has 2 exons. The coding region runs from base 114 to 383 and encodes 89 amino acids. Gene Ontology annotation, biological process: respiratory chain complex IV assembly. Lineage: Eukaryota; Metazoa; Arthropoda; Insecta; Diptera; Psychodidae. Gene Ontology annotation, cellular component: mitochondrion; respiratory chain complex IV.